AGCGGUCGAUCGCAGGCGGAGCGCAUCAGGCAUUAACGCGCUCUUGUCUAUCAAACUGUCGCUUCCGAAUUUCUGUCGCGUUAUUUGCCAAGUUACUUACUAUUUUCUCUCUGGAAAAUUGAAAGUUUCCAAUAAAAAAAAAAAGUAGAAGUAAAGGGAAUCCUCACCAUGUCGAUGGACUUGUGUUUGACCGUUAACGAGAGCUCGGAAAUGUCCACGUUCCAGGAAAAUUCCUCGGAUGUAAGCUUGUUCCCUCCGUCAGACUACCCUUUCCAGUACCAAGUAAUUUCUGUGAUAAUCGGAAUUGUGAUAUUUCUGGUGGGAAUGCUGGGUAAUAUCUUGGUAAUCGUGGUGGUCUGUAGGACGAAAUGUAUGCAUACGCCGACCAACUGUUACCUCUUGAGUCUGUCCGUAGCCGAUUGUCUCGUUCUGUUAUCGGCGACCCUUCCCUCCAUUCCGGAACCAUUUUUCCACACCGGGGAAUGGCCGUGGGGACGAGUUACUUGCUCAGUCCUGAUAUUUUUACAGUAUCUCGGUGUUCAGGCAUCGUCUUUAUCGAUAACCAUGUUUACGAUUGAGCGAUAUAUCGCGAUAUGUCAUCCGAUGAGAGCUCAAAGGAUGUGUACCGUACAGAGAGCAAAGCGGAUUAUCAUCGCUAUUUGGAUUUUUACGACCCUGUACUGCGCCCCGUGGCUUGGACUGACCGCUGUUGUGGAACAAGAAAAGACGGGGAUCCCCCAAUGUGUCCACCGUCUGGAGAGGGAGAAGUACCUGGCCUACUACCUGACUGACCUCAUCGCUUUCUACGUCGUUCCGUUACUGGUGUCCGGGAUCCUGUAUGCACUGAUUGCUAGAAUUUUGUUUAUCAAUACAAUGCCCCGAUCCAAGUCUGAAGAACAACACUGCACGAAAGAUAAAUGCCGAGUCAAAACGUCCACCUCCAACUCCAGAAAACAGGUGGUCAGAAUGCUUAUAGUCAUUUUUGGAGUGUUCGCCAUCCUCUGGAUGCCAUACCGGGUCAUGGUUGUCUACAACUCCUUCGCAUCCACUAAAUACCGCGAUCCCUGGUUUCUCCUGUUCUGUCGCAUCAUGGUAUACAUUAACAGCGCCAUCAACCCCAUCCUGUACAACGCCAUGUCCGUCAAAUUCCGGAGAGCUUUCCAAAACAUCCUGUGUUGUGCGAUUGGGAAGUAUAAGCAUGGAUCUGAUGCUUACUCUGAGUACACCACGGACCAGAGAGCCGCCAUCAGGCUGAACAAGUGCGCGGGGAUGGAAAGGUCCUAUCUUCUAAUGCCGCCCAACAAUAAAAAGACGAAUUCGUCCAUGGAGAGCAUAACCUUUACGGAGAGCGACGGCUGUAGGACCGCUAUAUGAGAGCUGCAUGUCAACCAUUCCAUGCUAAUACGAAAGACAGCUCCGGCCGCGCGGAAUAAGGAUGAUUAAUAAAAGUGAGAUAUGGCACGACCCCGGAAAAACCCUGCAAAUACAGUCAAUUUCAAGUUGAUUUAUUCUCAGUGAUCAGCGAGGAGAAAAUGGUUUUUGUUUUUUGGUUUUUUUUUUCUUUCUUGACCUCUUUGGGGAUGCGGGAGGAGCCAAUGUUUCAGAAGGAAGCGCUAUUGUGAGAUGUCGAACUGAUGCGAGCUUUAUGACACCAACUUUGACUAUCUGGUUAAUACAAAAUCCACAUUCAAUAACUGUUAUAGAACAUGAAUCUAAGUUAAUUUCGUUUAUGUUUUUUGUGAAAUAUGUGAAUCUAAGUUAAUUUCGUUUAUGUUUUUUGUGAAAUAUGUGUUUUCUAUUAAUUUCAGUUUCUGUGUUCUGAAGUUUAAACAAUGACAGUAACGACUAA
This is a messenger RNA of Magallana angulata, 1849 nucleotides long. RefSeq names its product thyrotropin-releasing hormone receptor-like. Lineage: Eukaryota; Metazoa; Mollusca; Bivalvia; Ostreida; Ostreidae. Gene Ontology annotation, biological process: G protein-coupled receptor signaling pathway. The coding region runs from base 169 to 1374 and encodes 401 amino acids. Gene Ontology annotation, cellular component: membrane. The record is from RefSeq and is a predicted model, not a curated record. The transcript is spliced from 3 exons. Gene Ontology annotation, molecular function: thyrotropin-releasing hormone receptor activity.